This is a messenger RNA of Cyphellophora attinorum, 609 nucleotides long. RefSeq lists its product as uncharacterized. Lineage: Eukaryota; Fungi; Ascomycota; Eurotiomycetes; Chaetothyriales; Cyphellophoraceae. The record is from RefSeq and is a predicted model, not a curated record. The transcript has a single exon. Bases 1 to 609 code for a protein of 202 amino acids.
AUGAGACCGGGCGACACGACAAGUCAUCAACAACGAACACCAUUAGAUCACUAUACGAUCCGCGACAGUAUAUGGAACGGAUUCGAAUCGCUAAAAGUCGAGAAUGAUGAUGAUCGCCAGCACCUCUCCCAGUCUCCGGAUUUCAAGCGUCGGAAAGGUCAGUUAAUGGAGAAACUACCCAUACCCUGGCUAGCAUGGGCGUCGCCAACAGGCCAAAGCGGACAGACACGGCACAAGGGCAACUUCUUCGCGCUUUGGGACAGGAUUGUCGCAGAAUACAGCCGGACGAGUCAGUGUGAUACCAUGUUCGUCAGCUCGAUACUUCUGCCGUCAACUUGGCAUACAGAACCGUUCCAGCAAAACCUCAUCACAAAUCAUGCGCACGAUCUUGGUACUAGCCAGACUCCUAGCACGUCUCAAACGCAACAUGAUCCUCGUAGAACCGAGGCUGCAUAUGAGUCUAAGGAGAACCAAUACUUGGAAGACAACAGUGGUGAGGAAACUGCAUCGGAAACUGCAUCGGACUCAAGCUAUGAGACUGUGAUAGAUGGACUGCAGAGAGGGCAUGGGCAUCCUCUGACUUGGAAACUUCCCACUCGGCUCAAAUGA